Molecule: messenger RNA, 1001 nt
Organism: Manduca sexta (tobacco hornworm)
Lineage: Eukaryota; Metazoa; Arthropoda; Insecta; Lepidoptera; Sphingidae
Exons: 4
Source: RefSeq, a predicted model, not a curated record
AAUAUCUAUUUCAUUGCAGCUACGAAGGAACCAAAAAACAUAUCGAAAACAACUCCCAAAAUAGUAUAUGAUCCUUCUGUCACUAGUACUCCUCGGUACCAUGUAAAUUCCAAUCUGAAUUCUUUAUGGGUUUACCGACCAAAUUCCUAUGACUCUAAUUUGCGGGAUGAGUUCGGUACGCGUAGAGCGCUCAUUACAAUUCCUCAUUCUCUGACCAAACUUGCCAAAACUCUUUCUUUGGAUUUUAACCCUUAUUUCAAUAAGGGUUAUUUCGAACCAUUUGAGUGGCGACCGCGACCUGUUACUCUUGUUGCUUUGAGGAAAAACGGUCAUGUGCCGCGACGCACUAUAAAGGUUGAAGAAAAAAUAUCAACUGAUGUAGCAGAACUGCAAUCACCAUACAACGACGUAAGCAAGUUUUGGCAAGACGAGCCUGGAGAGUCACAGAAAUAAUGCACUAGAAUUGUGGCACGCAAUAUCUAUAAGUUUAAUAAUCAAUAAUUUUGUAAAUACAUACCUAUAAAUUUCACAACAAUGACUCUACAUUAUUUGGCUUAAUGGUUUCUAGUGCCCGAUUGAAGUUUCGUUUUUCGAUUCAGAUUCAUAAUGAUCAAAUAAGACCUCUAUAACGUAGAUAUAGGGAAGUCGAUAAAGUAUAAUAGCAUCAGAAAAAAAAUGUUUUAUAUUUUUAGCUUGGUCAUAUUAAUAAGAAAACAAAAUUGUUAAUUUAUUUUUAGAUAGCAUUAUCUUCAAACAAAAAAUUUAAUUAUUUUACCUAUUUUAAGUCAUUACUAUUAUUACACACUUUUGAUAGUCCAUUUUUUUGCAACUUUACUAAUGAAGAUUUAUUUAUAACAAUUUUCGUUAUUAAAAAUGAUUUGUGAUAUCCAGACAUAAGUAAGUAGGUAAGUGUCUACCUAUAUAGAAACUUAAAUGCUUACCUACCUAAGUCAAAUGUAUAAAAGGUAGCUUGGUAAAGUAAUAAUAAAUAUUAAAGUUUA